Molecule: messenger RNA, 3384 nt
Organism: Mesorhabditis belari
Lineage: Eukaryota; Metazoa; Nematoda; Chromadorea; Rhabditida; Rhabditidae
Source: the annotation of a GenBank genome assembly
AUGUUAUUCAAACACUUCAUUCAACUAUUUCUUCUAUUUUCCAAAUUUUCUCUGCUCAACAGUCAGCUUUGUCCAUCAUCGGAUGCACCAAAAGAUCUCGCUGCCGUAUCGGUUUGGUUAAAAGAUGGAAAUGGGACUGGAGAUGGGACUGGAGAUGUUUAUCGAAUCUCGGAUGAAGAUCUCACGGAUAAAGGAUAUGUGAGAAGCCCAAAAGAUCGUGACAAUUUCGUCGUAUUAAUGGCGCGAAGUGCGGGCGGUUGUGUGAAUGGAUGUUCGGCGAAGAUCGGCACCAAUCAACGCGACGACGGGCAAAUCAAUCAUUUGGAGAACAUUUUAGGAGCACCGUAUGGAUUUACGGAUCUUCACGAUAAUCUCUUCUGCGGGCGAACCCUGGGCGCAUGCGGGGCCGAUGUGCCAAUUUUCAAAUAUUUCCAAGGAAACGGAAAAGAUACAACCUUCGCCUACUCGUUGGAUCCGUCAGCUCGUUUCCCGGGGAUGACCCGAGAUUUAACGUUCUCUUGUUUCGGCUGGUCCGACGGCGGAAGUGUCGUUCAUCCAGCGGGCACCGAGCAAAAUUGCAUGAAACUUCUGGACGUUGAGCACGGAAAGGUCCACUACUCGACGCCGGGCUCGGGCGCGUUCUCUCUCGGCACCGCUGCGCACACGAUUUGUGACUCUGGCUUUUCGGCUACAGGACAAACACAAGUCCUUUGCACGAAGAAAGGCUGGUUCCCGGCGUCACUCGGCGGAUGUGUGCAGCAAAGCGCUAAGCCUCGGGGUAUCUCUUUGUUGAAUGUGGCUGCAGCAGAUGGACCAAGCAUCACACACGGCUCUUCUGAGUGUGCUGCAAUCGGAAAAGUCUCGCAUGGAUCAUUGCUCUACUCGGCAAUGGCAAAGGAUGCUCGAUACCCAAAUCUCAGCACCGUCACUCUGUUCUGCGAUCUCGCUUACGUGGCUGUUGGAGAGGUCACGUCAACUUGUAAACUUGGUCUCUGGAGUCCGCCAAUCGGCGAGUGUGUCUCCUCGUUGGAGAUUCAUUGUCAACCAAUGCUUGUGCCGUUGAAUGGCCGAAUCUCUUACUCAUCAUCGAAUGGUUCAAAGCCGUUGACUGAAGGAGCUUCUGCUUCACUCGCUUGUGAUCAAGGGUACAUUGUUCGUGGAGUUCAAAAUGUGAGCUGCCAUUUCCGGCAAUGGUCAAAUCUGAUCGGGAGUUGUGAAAAGGCCUCUAUUUUAGCUAAACCCCAACGACACGGAAAUCCCAUUGACCGUGGUAAAGAGACAGGCUUUGGCAAUCAACUUUCCGCGAAUCUCAACUGCAAUCUUGGUUUCGUUAUCCAGGGAGCCGGCGCGAGCUUCUGCCAGAAUGGAGCCUGGAUUCCGGAAUUGGGUAGCUGCGUCUCCGGCACGUCGAUAUUUGGAGUGAAUUCGGGGAAUGCUGGGGGUCAAUGCAUGGAUAUUCAACUAAUCACCGCCGUUGGAACGGUCAAUUACUCGAGUUCAGCUGCCAAUCAGCGCCCAUCCCUCUCCACAGCUUCAUUGAGUUGUCCAAGCGGUUUCUCGGCUCAAGGAGCACUAACAGCCACUUGCAACAAUGGAGUCUGGAUACCGACGACUUUAGGUGCGUGCAUCUCAUCAACGCUCGUCACCGCGUCUGUCACUUCGACAGUUUGCCCGAAUUUGGCUCUACUAAACGGCAAUCUCACCUACAGUACCCCGAAUCUAGACUCCACGAAACCGAUCGGCUCUCAAGUCUAUCUAUCCUGCAUUCAAGGGACAAACCCGGUUGGACCGACGCAAUCGAUUUGUCAAAAUGGUGGCUGGAGCCCGGCGCUAGGGAGCUGCCAGGGCUCUCCCAGCUUUACGAUAAGUCCCUCUUUGUGUCCCAGCCUUUUACCGCCACUUUUCGGCACGCUAAACUACAGCCAGCCGGGUCAAUUCGGCGCCUAUCCAACGGGCACAUCGGUUAGUCUGAAUUGCUCGACUGGAUCGGUUAUCGGUACUUCCCAAAGCGAGUGUUUGAAUGGCGGAUGGCAACCGGCCGGGUUCGGCUCGUGUCCGCUCACGACGAUCAACAAAGAUGCAAUAGGCGGCCAAUGCACGGCGAUCACCAGUGCGACGGGAGGUACCGUAAACUAUUCGAACGGUCCAUUCGGCCCGUUCAACUCGGGCACCACCGCUAAUAUCACAUGUUUCUCCGGUUUCGUGCAAGGCUCUCAAUUCACCACUUGUACAAAUGGCCAAUGGAGUCCGCAGCUCGGCUUUUGCUCGUCUACGAGUAACCCCGGUGGUAGUGGUACCACGUGUCCUUUUGCACCGUUGAUCCCGAUGGGCGCCAAUCCGAUCUACUCGACUGGGAGCUCCGCUGGACCGUUUUAUAAUGGUGCCUCUGUGACGAUCACUUGUCCGAUGGGACAAUCGGUGAGCGGCUCAGCGAUAACGACUUGCACGAACGGCCAAUGGAGUUACUUGGGCACCUGUUCGACGAGUGGCACUGGAGUUGGUCAAUGUCCCUUCGCUCCACUCGCUCCUUUCAAUGGAAAUCUGAGCUAUCCCUCCUCAUCUUCGUCUCCUCCAUUCUCAUCCGGAUCCACGAUCAAUCUCCAAUGCUCAUCAUCGACUCGUGUCCUUGGAUCCAGCACCACAACGUGUCAAGCUGAAUCCCCUCAACGACGAGCUCCAGUCUCAUCAUGUCUCUCAAUGGCCAGUCCUCCGUCGUCGAAGAUCAAAUACUAUACAAAUUCCACGGGUUUUUAUUCAAAUGGUACCGUAGCCGAAUUGGAGUGCGAAUUGGGGUGGACGCCGGCGGGGGAUCGUUUAGCGACGUGUCUCAAUGGACAUUGGGUACCCGAGCGGAUGGGCGUAUGUAUACCGAGAAAUGUCGAGAAAAUCGUCGAAAAAUUGUGCUCAUUCCCGGUGCCACCGGUGCUGAAUGGGGAAAUCGGCUACUCGCAGAAAGAGGCUUUUGGCGGUUUCAUCUCGGGCACCCGGGCCAGCCUCAAGUGCAGUCACGGUUUUGAGGCAAAAGGUGAGCCAUCAACACUAUGUAUAAACGGUGAUUGGACACCCAAACUUGGCGAUUGCAUCUCGCCGAUUAACGCGACUUCGAAUCGAAUUCAAUCAGAUGCCGGGGAAAUUGAUCGAUCUGGAGAAGAGCUUGAAGAAUCAACGACAAAAAUCACCGAGUCUUGUUCUCCGCCGUAUUCGCCCGGAUUUGGAGAAGUUACUUAUAUCCAAUCAAGUCGAUCGGCCGAAUACGAGGAGGGCACAACGGCGUUGCUGUAUUGUGAUAUCGGUUAUCUCGUCGCCGGUCAGCCCUCGCUUGUUUGCUCGUCGGACGGUUGGCGGCCACUCGCCGGCUUUGGCACUUGUCAAAGGCCUUAUUCA